AUGUCUUUUCUUUUCUGUCGUUAUUUUUUUCCUUUCUUUCUUUCUUUCUUUUUUCUUAUUAAUAUUUUCUUUCUCUUUUUGUUCUUUUCUCAAAAUGUCUUUUCUGUCAUUAUUUCUUUCCUUCUUUCUUUUUUUAUUAUUUUUCUUUCUUUCUCUUUUGGCUCUUUCUUUCUUUUACCUCUUCAACGUACUUUCUUCCAACUUUCUUCUUUCUUUCAUCAUUUUUUGUUUCGUUCAUAUGAAUUACUUUUUUUCUCUUUUUGUUUACGCCUCGUUUUUAUUAAUUUAUUUUUUCCAAUUUCUUUUCUCAAACUUUUCAUUCAUUCAGUUUUCGUUUCUUUCUUAUUAAUUUAUUUUGUCUCUUUUUGUUUUCUCAAACUUUUCUUUCUUUCUUUCUUUCUUUCUUUCUUCCUGUUUUUCACCUCUGUAACGUACUUUCUCGCAAAAUUUUAUUCUUUUUCCUUUCUCUCUUUCUUUUCUUUUCAUUCUUUUUUCUUUUCCUCUUUCUUUUGUUUCAUUCUUAAUAAUUUCUUCUUUCUCUUUUGUUCUUUUCUCAAAAUUUCUUUUAUUUUCUUUCUUUCUGUCGUCUUUUUCCCCCUUUCUUUCUUCCUCUCUUUCCUUCCUUCCUUCCUUUCUUUUUUCUUUCUUUCUUUCUUUCACCUCUGCAACGUACUUCCUUGCAACUUGCAUUUUUUUCUUUCUUUCUUUUUUAUUCUUAAUAAUUUCUUUUUUCUCUUAUUCUAUUCUCAAAAUUUCUUUUCUUUCUUUUUCUUUCUUUCUUUCUUUCUUUCUUUCCUUUCCUUCCUUCCUUCUUUCUUUCGCCUCAAUAACGUAAUUUCUUGCAACUUUUCUUUCUUUUUCCUUUCUCUCUUUUUUUUCUCUUUAUUAUCAAUUAUUUCAUUUUCUUUCUUUCUUUCUUUCUUUCUUUCUUUCUUUCUUUCUUUCUUUCUUUCUCGCCGCUCUUUCUUCUCACGGUCUGAUCCAAUUUCUUUUUGUUACACUUUUGAAGCAUACGUGGACAAUGUCUAUCUAUCUAUCUAUCUAUCUAUCUAUCUAUCUAUCAAAAAUGUAAGCAAAUUAAUAUUCAAUUUUUUUCUUUUUAUUUUUCUUUGUUUUUCUUUUUUUGCCAUUUUUUUCCUUUUCUUUUUUAUCCCUUUUUCUUCUGUUUUUUCCUUUUCCUUUUAUAAUUUUCCUUCUUCUUUUCUUAUUUUUCUUCCUUUUCAUUUCUUUUUCAUCUUUAUCUUUUUCUUCAUUUCUUUUCUUUUUUCCUUCUUUUUUACAUCUAUGUCUUCCAUUUUCUUCUUUUUCUUUCUUUGUAUUUUCUUCUUUCCUUUGUUACUUUUGUUUCUUUCAUUUUCUUUUUCUUUUCUUUUUUUCUUCCUUUUUUACUUUCGUUCUUUUUCCUUUUCUUCUUUUUCUUCCUUUUCCUUUUCUUCUUUUUUUUCCUUUUUCUUUUUUUCUUCUAGUUCUUUUUCGUUUCUAUUUUCUUCGUUUUUCUUUUUCUGUCUUUUCUUCGUUUUUCUUCGUUUUUCUUUUUUCUUCUUCUCGUUCUCUUACCUUUUCUUCUUUUUCUUCCUUUUCUUUCUUUUUUCUUCUUCUAGUUCUUUUUCCUUUUCUUCCCUUUCCUUUUCUUCUUUUUCCUUUUUAUAUUUUUCAAUUUUCUUCGUUUUUCUUUUCUUUUUCUUCAUUUUCCCUUUCUCCUUUUACUCCCUUUUCUUCUUUUUUCUCUCUUCCUUUUCUUUUGGUUUUAUUUCUUUUCUAUUUUCUCCUGUUUUUCUUUUCUUCCUUUUCUAUUUUUCUUCGUUUUUACUUCUUUUUUUCUUUUUUCUUCCUCUUUUUCUUUUUCUUUUUCUUCCUCUUUUCCUCUUUUUUUCCAAUUAUUUCUUACUACUCCCUUACACUUAUUUUUCUUCUCCUUUCUUUAUUAUUACGUUUUUCUUACAAAAACCUUCCAUAAGUUUCGUCACAUAUACAAGUGGACUGUUCAUUUUAUUUCUUUCUUUUAUUUCUCAAACGUACUUGUUUUCUGGUCUUCUUUCUUUCUUCCUUCCUUUCUUUCUUCCUUUCUUUCUUUCUUUCUUUCUUUAUUCACUUACAUCUCAAUCUAUGUGA
This is a messenger RNA of Acanthosepion pharaonis, 2112 nucleotides long. The record is from the annotation of a GenBank genome assembly. Lineage: Eukaryota; Metazoa; Mollusca; Cephalopoda; Sepiida; Sepiidae.